GACACAUAUAACAGGUUCUGGGCGUCUUAUACCAAGGUUGCAAAAGAGUACGAUGGCGAGUUUCUAGAGCGGAACAGCAGUGACAUGGACAUCGUACUCCUUUCUUCUGGUCUCUUCUCCGCUAUCAAUACCGCCUUCAUUAUUGCCAUGAAACCCGACCCCACGAUCCCCUUGUUGUGGCAGAUCGUUCAGAAUACAUCCUCCAAUACCACGAUAUCAGCCCUCGCUGCCUCAGCAGCAAACCCGCCAAAUAUCAUUUGGUUCCAGACCUUGGCAUACGUUGCAUUGUCGCUCGACCUUCUCGCUGCUUUCGGGGCUGUCCUCGGCAAACAGUGG
Suillus bovinus is the source of this 336-nucleotide messenger RNA. RefSeq lists its product as uncharacterized. The annotation marks the transcript as partial. Lineage: Eukaryota; Fungi; Basidiomycota; Agaricomycetes; Boletales; Suillaceae. The transcript has 2 exons. The record is from RefSeq and is a predicted model, not a curated record.